AUGUUCGAGGAGCAGGUGACCAGGGUCAAGAUCACGUCUGUGGUGAUCGUGGUGGGCAUGGCGUUGAUGCUGGCGGCGGUGGUGACGGACCACUGGGCCGUCCUCAGCCCCCGGGUGGAGAAGCUCAACGCGACCUGCGAGGCGGCCCAUUUUGGCCUUUGGAGGCUCUGCAAGAAGAGCAUCUUCAUUGUGGAGGCGGACCCUCAGGGCAAAGGCUGCGGCCCCAUCGGCUUACCUGGAGCCGAAAACUGUUCCUACUUCAAACACUUUACCUCGGGGGAGGAAGCGGAAGUUUUUGAAGUCAAGACCCAGAAAGAGUACAAUAUCUCAGCAGCAGCCAUCGCCAUCUUCAGUCUGCUCUUCAUGAUCCUGGGCACCCUCUGUGUCGUCUUCUCUUUCGGGAAGGGGCGGGACUACCUGCUCCGGCCUGCUGGGAUGUUUUUCGCCUUCGCAGGCCUUUGCAUCAUCAUUUCUGUUGAAGUUAUGCGCCAGUCUGUCAAGCGCAUGAUUGACAGUGAUGAGACCAUCUGGAUUGAAUAUUACUACUCCUGGUCCUUUACCUGCGCCUGCGCCUCCUUCACCCUGCUCAUCCUCAGUGGAGCCGCCCUGCUCCUCAUCUCCAUGCCCCACAUGCCACGUAACCCCUGGGAGUCCUGCAUGGACGCAGAGCCUGACACCUUAGAGUAG
Molecule: messenger RNA, 687 nt
Organism: Pseudoliparis swirei
Lineage: Eukaryota; Metazoa; Chordata; Actinopteri; Perciformes; Liparidae
Product: voltage-dependent calcium channel gamma-1 subunit-like
Exons: 4
Coding region: 1-687 (228 amino acids)
Biological process (GO): regulation of calcium ion transmembrane transport via high voltage-gated calcium channel; calcium ion transmembrane transport
Cellular component (GO): L-type voltage-gated calcium channel complex; membrane
Molecular function (GO): voltage-gated calcium channel activity; calcium channel regulator activity
Source: RefSeq, a predicted model, not a curated record